AUGAGUAAAUUGAAGGGAAGCCGCCUCGAGGCGGAAGUCGAUCGGGUUAGAGCUGAUGGUAAGACAGAUUUUAGGCCCAAAAGCCUUUUUUUUUAAACUUCAGCCAACUGGAAGCGUCUAUCGGAGCUGCUUCCAUCUGUAAAAUCGAAAAAUUCGGGACUCGAGGAUUGUUACGAAAUGUUUCAGGCGGAAAUCGUACUGGAAACGUAUCUAGACCAAUUGGGAGGUGAAAUUCAUCAGAAAUGCCCUAAAAUCAACCGAUUUUCGCUCAGAAAUCGUCCGUCCGAAUAAGGAACACGUGGAGAAGCUGGGCUCGGCCCAACAGUUGCUCGACACGGCGCUCCGCGAGAAGGGCGCCGUUCAGACCGUCAAAAUUGAGGCCAAUAUAUUGUUAGCGAAAGUUUUGUACGCUUGUCUCGAAUUUCGAAAGGUUUUUCCUUUUUUCUGAGAAAAAUGCAAUUUUUCUUAAAAAUCUUCGAUUUAGGCGUUGAAUUGCAUCGCCAACUCGGAAAUGGAGAACGGAAAGACGCCGUUCCGAACGUUGAGGACCCUGAGAUUGGUGGCCGAGGGAUAUGCGGUCAAAGGUCCGAUUUUUUUCAAUCUGGAAAACUGAAACAAUCCUUUUUUGAAUUUUUUGAGCAAAUCCGGUCAAUUUUGCUCCACAUUAGACGAAUUUAAUCAAUUUUAGCCUAAAAUUGAACAAGAAACGCUAAAAUUUGCAAUUUCUAGGCGAAACUACGACUUGAACUGCUAAAUAGUCGAAACAGCACAGAUUUGUGUAUUCUUCACUGUUUUGAAUCUGUGUUUCGAUCGAAAUUAGCUCGAAUAUUCACGUUUUCCUCCGAGAUUUCUCGCAGAAACGCUCGUAAUUCGCAGGACUGUGCAUCGAAUCGAUGGAAGACGGUGCCCGACCGCACGCAAACAGUGCCACCUCGACGACCUCCACCUCUUCGUCUUCGAAAGAUCAACGCGCGUUGUACGUGUUCGAAAAGUCCGCCGAACUCGCCAUUUUCUACAUAAACGAGCUGGAGAAGUCGAUGAAUUCGAGUACGGCAAAGGCGGCGGCGACUGGGAGUCUGGUGCCGCCCACGCAGAACAGCACGUCCACGGCAGGCGUGAAGCAGCAGGAGAAAAUAGGUGAGGAAUUGUAAAGAAAGGUCUAGGGUCAAAAUGGGUAAAAAUUGUAGGCGAACUGUUGGAGCGCAUAAUGGAACGAGUGGCGAUAAUCCGCGCGAAAGACACGGCGGCGAAGAAGCAGUCGUCAGGAACCGAGGGAAUCGAGUGGUACCGCAAGAUCAUCACGUGUCUGGGCGACAAGUACACGGGCGAACGCCUUAAACAGAAACUGUCCCGGCAGUUCGCAGAACUGCUGAUCCGGGCGACGGUUCCGAUCGAGGAGAAGUCGAUGAGCGAGGCGAUGCUGACGAAGGCGAUGAACAUGAAACUCUACCACGGCUCGAACAAGUCCUUCUUCACGCCAAAGUCCAAAAUCGAGGAGAUCAUCCUUCUUUUGCUCAUCAACGAAGUGCUCUCCACCCGGGAGGUGGUCCUUUCGCGGUCGGAGGACCUGACCAGCUCGCGCUCAAUGUCUCUGCAGAACGCAAAGUCAUCGUAUAAUUUGCUGACUUUGGUAGGUAAAAGAACAAAGGGGAAACAGGGCUACACAAUGAUUAUGGUGUAAAAUUGAAACUCUGAUUGAAUAUUGGUUAAAAGUUGGCUCAAAGCUUCCUUGGUUUCCAUCGAAACCAAUAUAAUUGAUUCGCACACUUUUCUUUAUUUUUUCGUUCUCACGCACUUUAGACUAUUUUCAGCAAUAGUACAAAAGAGAUUAGUUGAAGUGGAACAUGGAAAUGCGAUUAUGCGAAUGAUUUUGGGGGGAAAAAGUGACCAUUGUCAGACAUGUUUUUAAAUAAGCUCCGAUUAUAGUCAUCUUCUUCAUCUUCUUCUCGGUUUCUCGUUUGCACAUACACAUAAUUGCCCUUUUUCUUCUUCUAUUCGGCCGCUCCUCAAUUAUUCAUAUUUACGGGCGGCGAACCUAAAAUUGUGGCUUUUUUUUUGAGAUCUCAUUGAUAGGAAUGAGAAACGAGGAGGAGAUGCUAGACGAGGUUGUGGUGAGUCCUGGAAUCAUGCUGAGAAUUCUCUUUUAUUUUGAAACAUUGGAGAAUAAGGCGAAUAGUAGAUUAGCCAGAAUCACGGUGAUUUUUUCUGGGGACGCAGUGGAGAGAGGAAGAAAAAUCGGCCCUCGUCCCAUGAACUGUCGGCUGCUUAUUUCGCCGGACGACGGCACGCUCCCCAAGUCUUAACUUCUGAUGCGUGCUGUUCAAAGAAGAAAUUUUUUGAAAUUUUUGGAAAUUUUUGGAAUUUUUGGGAAUUUUGGGAUUUUGGGAAUUUUUGGGAAUUUUUGGGAAAUUUUUGGGAAUGAGUUUAUUAUGAUUGAAACUCGCAAGCAGCAACGAAAAAUUGCAGAAAUGCCUAGGGGUCACUGCGAAAAACGGAAAAGAAAUUAUCUAAAUUUUUGUAAAACUUGAGAGAACUUGAUUCUAGGCAAUUUUGCAAAGUUUUCUUCGAGUCGGAAAGUAGCUACACUUCUCGGCGUCGUAUCUUACACAAACGCCGAAAAAGACACGGGUUUUGCUAUAAUUUCAGUCGACAUUUACAAUUGCUCGGAAGAAUGCCGCAUUUUCAGUCAUGACAACUUUGCUGCGGUCCCUACAUGACAGAGCCAUAACUGAGAGACGUCGUGCAGAAAUCUCUAUCAUUUUUCAAUCCAAAACUUUGGAAAGUGAUGAAUAUAGCUGUCGCUUCCUCUUCCUUUCAAUUUUCGUUUCCCUAUCACGUGUGAGCGAUCUGUGCUUUUAGCUCUAAUUGAAGAAACAAGAAAAACGAGCAAAAAAAAAGGCAGAGGCUUCGAAACUUUUCUCGCUUCUUUUGUUUGUUUUCGCCUUUCUUCUGUCUGACACUGACAAAAGGCUACCGGCAGAACACAAAAACGUGUUUUACCCCAAUUUUUGCACGCACAAAGUGCCUCUAGGCCUCCAAAGUCGGAACAUUUUGCAAAAACAACAAUAAUUGUCUGGGGGGGGGGGGAUCAAAAUGUUUUUAUUCUUCAUUCUGCAAAACGUUCAAUAUUUGCAGGUGCUGUCGACGAUCAGUCAGUACCAACUGCUGGCGCAGAUCUACGAGCGCGCCAUGAAAUUCGCCAACAACGACUCAUUUCUAUGGUAAGCUCGACGAUAGCUUGUCUCUUCCUUCCUUUUGCUUUUUUUGUAGUACAUGCUUUCAAAAGUUUGCUAAUUUGCAGGCAACAAUUCGCGCUGUCGGCCAUCUGCUGCGGUCGUUUCUCGCGAGCCGUCCGAGUCUUCGAACAGUCCAUCCUCGCCUCCACAAUCGCCUCCGAUUCGGUCUCUUCUUCUUCCUCUUCUGCUCCCGCCGUAUCCGCAAUCACUGCCACGUCAUCUUCUUCGUCGUGCUCCUCGACCGCCUCCACUCCGGACCAUCAGAAAAAGACGGCAAAUCAUCAGCGGACACUGUCCCCGGAAUCCUCCUCGUUUCCCUCCCUUCAGCUCACCAACAAUCCGUCGUCUGCUCUUUCGGUUAUUAGCGAAUACAUGAUGAUCUCGCAAGUGCUCAUUGAGCGAUUUGGGAAUUAUGCGCCAGGUAAUCGUGCCGUUCGAAUCCCAACUUUGCACGAUUGCGGCGAUACGAAGUUUGACAGUUUUCUGACUUGAGAACCUUUGAGGAAAUGGACAAUGAGCACAUUUUUGAUAAGAUUGGAUUUGAGCAGAUUUUCUUAUUUAAAAUCAAAGUUUUCCGUUCAAUUGUUGCGCCUAGAGUUUCUCAAUUUGAUCAUAAGGACGAAGCGGGGGAAAAGCGAUUUGCGCAGACGCAGACGCAGACGCGAAACUGUCUCGCGUCUGCGUCUCUCUCUCUCUCUUGUGGCACACGCAAAUCGCUGCUCUCUUGCCCCCGGUAUUUUUUCCGGUUGAACUAUUAUAGGCGCACCGGACAGAAAGGGCGCGCUGUUCGCAAUCUGGCCGAAUUUCUAGGCCGCGAAGUAAUUUUCCACUGAAAACGUGGCCUAACUUUUCAAACUCGGCCCCGAGGUCGCUCAAUUUGCACUGCAAAAAGAGUUUCUCAACAGAGCGCCAUUUCUGUUCGGUGCCCCUAUAAUAAAAACUCGCCCACCCGUGUUGAAUCUCCAAAAACGUCCUCAAAUUCAAUGUCCCAUUCCAGCUGUCGAAUACGCGGCGAAAGCGGUCGAAUUGUGCACAAAAGACGGAAAUUUGUCAUUUCUCAAAGCACGAUGCCAACUCAUUCAUGCAAUUGCCUACGGGUAAGCGAUUUUCUAUAAUGAAUUUGAUAGAUUUUAAGGAAAGCUCCGAAUUCUCCUGAAUGUGGCUACGAAAAUCACUUCCGAAUGAACACGUUUUUGACCGUUUCCCCGAAAUUCGGGAAGUUUUUGUAGGGCUACGUAUGAGAGUUUAGUGGAAGAGUCCAGUGGAAGCCCAAAUUUCUAGUGUUUCUAACGUGUUCUCUCUGCAGGUUUCGAGCCUCGGAAGAGCCGUGCUGGGAGACGAAAAAGUCGCAACUGGCGAAGACGGUGCAGCUGAUGGAAGAGUGUGUCUCAGCGGAUCCGCACGACUACCUGUCCCUCUACUACGCCGCCUACUUCCACGCGAUCGCGCGCGACCUCGAAUCGGCGAAGGACCGGUGCUCGCGGAGCCUUGCACUGAACGGGGACCAACCGGCGGCCGUGAUGCUGCUCGCACUCGUAUUCACCGCCUACGGAGACCUGAAAGGAGCCAUGGAGCUGGUGAUAAACGCACUCGGCGAAUUCGAGCACAACUACGGACUGAUGGUGCUCCGGCUGCACAUUGAGACAAAGUUCGGACGGAUCGAGGAGUCGCUCGACACGUGCACGCAUCUUCUCGACUUUUGGAAGAGGAAUCAGGCGGCGGCGAUGGGACAGCAGCAGUUGAUGUACUCUGUGGGCGUCGAGGAGGACCGCUCGCAGAAGACGUUGAACGGAAUCGACGGAUCCGUUCUGUUGGGCGGCGUCAGGGAUGGCAGCCAGAAAACGGGUAAGAGGAGUGAAAAUUGAUCGUUUUUUUAAGCGAAAAAUCGUUUUAUCCAUUUGAAAUUAGCUAGUUCAAGCCGGUCCCGCAUCUCUCAGAACUCUACCUUACCCCGCCCGAAGUAUUUUCAGGAACUCCGUCGCUCGGCCGCGAACUCUCCACUCCGAUGGCCUCCACCCCGCUCAUUCCAUCGUUUCCCUCCUCAUCGGUCCCCGUGAUCAGCUCCCUUCCUACCAACACCUCCACCAUCGACCUCUCUCGUAAUUCAACUUUCUAUGUAUCUUUUCAAUUUCCCCUCAAGUUACAGUGGCCGAAUCGAUAGUGGGUGCGGCCGCAUCGGAAGCGGGCGCCGCGCCGCCCUCCACGGCCUCGGACUCGCUCAACGGAGGUAUCGCGGACGCGUGGUCAAAGUUCCGAACGCAGGCGGACGUGUGGAUGUGUCUCGCCGAGUUGUACAUUUCUGAGGGCCGGCACGACGAUCUGACAAAGGUCAUCGAGCAGGCCAUCUCGCUGUUCCCGAGCUCUCCGCAAGCCCUCUACCUCAAAGGACGGCUCCUGGUGUCGAGAUCCGAGAAGCUGACGGAGACGGCGAUUGCGCAGCGGGUGCGCGGAGAGGCCAAGUCGGCGUACCUUGCCGCGUUGGCACUCGCGCCCGGACACUUUCCCUCAAUGUCCGCGCUCGCAAAGUUGUACGGCGACGAGGGAAAUCAGAAGAUGUCCGAGCACAUGUUGAGGUCAGAAUGCAUCCGAAAUUCGCGGCAAAAAAGCAUAUCACCGCAAAUUUUUGCAAAAACUCAAAUUUCCCGCCUACAGAGCGAUAAACUUCCCUAAACGUGAAAAUUUUCAGAGAAAUGGUGCGUGUGGACCCGCUGAACUGCGACUGGUGGCAGCAGUUGGGCUGUUCGUUGAUGCGCCGCGGCGACUCGGAACGAGCGACCGAAUGUUUGACGGCGGCCGCCCAACUCGACAGGUCCACUCCGUUGCUGCCCUUCUCCGUCAUUCCGAUGGUGUUCCCCGCCAACUUCCGAUAA
Messenger RNA from Caenorhabditis sp. 36 PRJEB53466, 6106 nucleotides. NCBI's taxonomy places the organism in Eukaryota, Metazoa, Nematoda, Chromadorea, Rhabditida, Rhabditidae. The record is from the annotation of a GenBank genome assembly.